AUGGCAAUAUCCGCCACGCCGUCCUUGCCGCACCUUCUUUAUCAACAUGAUCCGAUAACCACGUUAUCGAUGCUUCCUCCCCAGAAUGUUACGCGUCUGGAGCCUUUGUCGCCGACAAAGAAACCGAAGUUGUCGCUGAACACUUCGAAUCUCGCGCCAACCUUUCAUGGCACAGUCAGCCGGCAGACAGGCAUCACCACGAACGCCACUGCAACCCCCACCACCUUGAACACGUUCAACAACACGUUUGAUCUCACAUAUCGACCAUCACCAGUGUCUACAUUGUCAUCACCGGGAACCCACUCUCAGUGGAAACCGAGCGGACACCCGUCAUCACCCAGCACAAGACUAUCCAAUCAACCAUACAACUUGAGUCUACCAUUCGGAAUCCGUCCUAUCUUGAAGAACAGCCCGCUCUGUGGGGACACUCACCGUUCCUCGAUCAGCGCCAGCCCGCGGGUACCUGGACGAAAAGUGUUCUUUCCGGCACCCAAAAAAGUAACGUUUCGAGCACAGCUGGAGGACGAAAUUGUCACGAAGCGGUAUGUAGAGCGUCACGUUGACUUGAGCUCCUCGGAAGAUGAAUCAGCCCCAUCAGAGACGGAUGAUCGAAGCAAUACUUCGAGCGAUGAAGAAGAGGUUGGUGGGGGCCGACCGACGAUCCUGGUAGAUGAGUUCUCGGUACAGGGGAGGAGGAAACGGAAGUCUGUGGCCCUAUCUCCAUCUCCUGCGACUGAGGUAGGCCGCGGUAGAGAUGACAUUUCACGGAGUACAUCAACUCGCAGAUCGAAACGGAAGCGGAGGAGAUGGGAAUGGACCAUACAGUCCGAAGGGGUUGAGAGUUCCAAAGCUCCAGUGCCAGUGACGGAGCCUGAAGAUGUCGAAGAAGGCCGAGUGUCCAUAAGCCUUGAACUACCGACAUCUCCUGCUCACAAGGAGACGGAAAAGUCUGGGGCCUUGCAUGAGGCUGCGAGUCCGGCACUGGCAAGUGCUCAAUCUGUUUAA
Molecule: messenger RNA, 1005 nt
Organism: Cladophialophora carrionii CBS 160.54
Lineage: Eukaryota; Fungi; Ascomycota; Eurotiomycetes; Chaetothyriales; Herpotrichiellaceae
Exons: 1
Coding region: 1-1005 (334 amino acids)
Source: RefSeq, a predicted model, not a curated record